AUGCCACCCGUGCAGCAGCAAAAUUACGGGUACUUCGGGGCACCUCAGCAGCAGCAACAAGGCCAGUUUUCAGGCGGUAAGAUGGAGUACUAUGAGGAGCACAGGAAGAGGGAUACAAUGGCAACAGCGCUCCAACUGGGAGCUGCAGCCGCGAUGCUGGGAGUCAGAAUCGUGGUGAAAAGAGGAGACGAGGUGCGCGAGCACGCCGAGGAGGGCGGUUUGCAGGAACGCACGGUGUUCAUGCAAUUUUCAGAACAAUUAGAGCUCCUGAAACAAUUAAGUGACAUUAAAAUAGUGGAACUAUCAGAGCCCCAGAUGGGAUUCCCCUUCAAGGUCAAAAUUAAUGGCAGAUCAAUUGUUGCGAUUGUUGACGAGUGGGCGCUGUGCUCUGUUGUGGCGCCGGAGGAAUGCCUUGGGGUGGAAGUCGCCCCAAUGCCUUUGCACUGUGAAAUUUGGAUUCGGGGAAAUUCCCAUAAAAUGUUGGGCAUCACUCAGCCUUUGAUUCAAGUAGCUUCACAAAUGCAAGCAACAAUGCCACUCGUUGUUGCACCUCUCCCCCCAGGCAUCUCAGCAGUGCUGGGACGUGAUUUUCUUAACACAUUUAAUGGGCAGUAUGUGAGGAAAAGUGACACGUACUGUUUCAUGAUGGGCAAUAAUCCAGUUUCUAAAAAUCGGUCUAAAUUGUUCAAGGAAGAGGAAUGGGAAAUUUUGAAUGUCUCAAAUUUGGAAGUAGGAAAACUUUUUAAAAUUUUUGUAAAAAUAGAUGGACUGAAACUUAAAGCGGCUCUGGACUCGGGAGCUGUUAGAACAAUCUUAAAUUCUAAAUUUUGUACUAAUACGGCUGCUUUACAGCCUGUAAAAAUGAAAUUAUUGACGGCAAACGACACAGUCUUGCCGGUGGACGGAAUGUACCGUCCUGCGUUCACUGUUGGCACAGCGCAGGUGCGCCAUGCAACAGUGGUCGCCCCCCUUCCCCAGCAGAUUGAUUUAUUGAUAGGAAAUGAUUUUAUGGAAAAAUAUAAGUCAGGAUUUUCGUGGAAAACAAAAACAGCCACGUUUGAAAUGGACGGAGUUUCGGUUACAGUGCCUAGAGUACCGGAACCACAUGAGGAAAAUAUUCAAAAUGUUAAUUUUGUAUGCCCUGAGGUCCCCACUAAAUUUGGACAGAGUAACACAACCCCAUCCCCAGCAGAGCCCGCCCCAAAACCCCAGCAAGUAGCAGUUCCAGGAAAAGGCGCUUCAGGAAAAGAAGCAGGAUAUUUCGAUGACAAUAAUAGUGACUAUAGUGACUAUAGUGACUAUAGUGACUACAGCUUGAGUGAGUCGGGUUAUUCAGAACAAUUCGACAACCAGGUUAGUCUUUUGGCAGCCGAGGACGUUUUAAUCCCUCCGCAGUCUUACAGAAUGGUGCAAACUUCAACUCCAAACAUUUUUCCCGCUAUACUUACACCAGAACUAGUGAAAGGUAAUCCAGAAGUUACAAGUAUGGAGUGCAUCCUGGUUGAUAACAAUGUUCCAGUUUUCAAUGGCAGUGAUGGUGAAAUUUUAAUUUCAAAACAUACUCCUGUAGGGUUUGUAGAUCCUGCUGAUGCAAACAUUCCGGAUUCAGUGUUAGUGGAGACGAAUUUAGCGGAAAUAAAAUAUGCACUAAAGAAUCAUAUUUUGUCAUUAGACGAGAUAGACCUACCUAAAAAUCAUUGUCAUGCAGUGCUCGGUGACGAGAAACCAGCACUCCCAUCCCUUGAAAAUUCCGACCUGAAUGAUUCUCAAAAAUUAGUAGUUUCCACACUUCUUCAGAAAUACAAAGAAGUUUUCAGCUACAAGAUGAAACCAGGAGCGUCAAUCCCAGGAGUAGUUGGGCACCUGGAAAGAACAAACAAUGAGUCUAUUUUCCAAAAAAGAGACAGCACCCCUGAGAAGCCAAAGGGGCGAAUUCUCUACGAUUCAAGAUUGUUGAACAAAGCUCUGGUGAAGCCAAAAUAUAAAAGUUAUACAAUUCAAGAGGUUUUGGCUUACUGUGCAGACAAGAAUCUGCUUUGUGUAAUGGAUGUUGUGAACUAUUUCUUCACUAUAGAAAUGUCAGAGGAAUCUAAAUUAUUGUUAGGGUUUAAUUUUGAAAAUAAAGCCCUAAGAUGGGGUCGUCUACCCCAGGGCUGUUCAGUCUCACCCAUGAUUGCCCAGCAAGCAAUGGGCAUUGUUUUGAAAAACUUAGGUGCAAUUUAUUUUAUGGAUGAUAUCCUAUUAGGUGGUCAAAAUUUCACAGAGCUUUUGGAACUCUUUGAAAACACACUUCAAAGGAUGAAAGAAAACAACCUCAGACUGCGUCCAGAUAAAGCAAUCCUGUUUCGGAAAACCCUUCCAUGCCUAGGAUUGAUUGUUACAGCGGGGGAGUCAGUGAAACCAGACCCCUCGCGUUUCAGGCCAUUACUGGCUUUGAAAGAGCCUAAAAAUAGUGCUGCACUGAAAUCGGUGAUUUGUUUCUUUUCAUAUUAUAGGAGAUACUUGAAAGGGUUUGGAGCUAACGUGAAAAUUUACAAUGACAUGGCAUGCGAUAAAAUUCCUUUUGAAUGGACAGACAAAGAUAGGAAGUUCAUUGAAGAUAUGUAUAAUUACCUGCUCAAAGAAGCCACGUUGGCUCUUUUUGAUGAAAAUUUGGAAACAAAAUUAUGGGUCGACGCCUCCAAGGAUAAUCUGGGUGCAAUGCUUUCUCAGAAGCGAUCAGGCCGUUACCUCCCAGUAGGUUACUUCUCUCAACCUAUAACAGGAAAUCAGAAAGCAUGGUCAAGUUUCCACAAAGAGUGUUUGGGAUUGUUUGAGGGCAUAAAGUAUUUUGAGAAUGAAUUGAGGUUAGUGCAACACUUUGUUGUGGUGGCUGACUGCAGUUCUCUAAGGUAUUUGUUGUCGAUGCAGAGCCCCAAAGCACCUUUCGAUAGAUUCAUUUCCUAUCUCGCUCAAUUCUCAUUUGAUUUUGAAAUAAUUCCUAGUGAAAAGAAUAAAGUGCCAGAUGCAUUAUCUAGGCUAGACCCACCCAAAACAUCAGUAGAGGAUGUAGUAAUACCAGACAAGCUGAUAACCAAAUUAAAUUCACAUGUUAUGCCUGUGAUGACACGCAGUGCAACCAAAUUACGGAAUCAACCAGACAAUCAAAUGGAUAAAAUUCCAAUGCAGACCGGGGAUGAGCCUAAAAUUGGACCGGUCUCAGCACAAACUGUAAAGGUAAAUAAAGGCCCACAGCCUUCUUUCCAGAGUCUCCCUGUUGCAUCGUCUGCUUGGGCGCCUUCUGCAGAGCAGGCGCGCCCUGGCUGUGAGGCUAGCAAUGUCGCGCAUCGGGCAGAGAUGCCGGCAGUGGCAUCGCCACAGCACAGCAAAGUUCCCCCUCCACCGGGAAACGGCGCGGCAUCAGGCGGCGGUAGCUUCGCACGGCCUCCUCGAGCGCCGCACCAUAACAAACAAGCAGACGACGUGCGAGACCACUGGAAAGAUUUACUAAGCCUCGAAACAACUAUCUCAAAAUUUGAGGGUCCUAAUCACUUUCUUUGUAAUUCGGCAUUGUCAGAGUUUGACCUCAAUGGGAAUAGUUAUCAAUCAAUCAGCCAAGCAUUGGAAAUGAAUAAAACCGAGAAUGAAAUGUGGAACUUUUGUUUGUUGGAACAAUGUUUACGAUUAAAAUUUGCACCCCACAGUGAGCUGGCAGAGAGGUUACUACAAACAAGACCUAAAAUGCUUGUGUAUUCAAAUGUUGUUUGUGAUAAUUUCUUAGGUACUUGUGUUUGUCCAAAAUGUGUUGAUGUUCUUUCCUCAAAUAAGCUAGGUGAAGCUUUGAUGAUGCUUAGACAUGAACUACUAGUUUGCAUUGAAGUAAGAACGGAUUCAGGAAAGGUAAUUCCAGCUUUGAGAAAGUUUAUAGCAGCUCAAAAGGAGGAUGAGGAAUUAUUGAGAAUAAUACAAACAUUUGACUCAGAAGGUAAGCCAACAAACAAGACCGACAAGGCCAAAGGAAUUGCAAAAUAUGCUAUGCGUCAUGGACUUCUAGUAACAAAUACUGUUCCGCCAAGGACAGUUGUACCACAAAAAAUAAUACCAGCGGUACUUCAACAAUUCCAUGACUUGUCACUCCACGCAGGGAGAGAUAUAAUGCUUCUAGCUUUGCGUAGAUAUUAUUUCUUUAAUAAUAUGGAUGAUUUAGUUGCUAAAUAUGUUGCAUCUUGUGAGAUGUGUGGUAAAUACAAAGUUGCAUAUGCGAAAUAUGGUAAACUUCAACAUAGGGUAUCUAGUAGUUUAUUUGAGUCUUUGGGGGUUGACUUCACUUUUGUUACAUCUGCUAAUAAUAGAUUUAAGUGGUGUUUAGUAAUAGCUGACAACUUUUCAAACUUAGUUUAUUUAAAGGAGUGUAAGAAAGCAUGUACAAAGGAAUUGAUUGAUGGUCUCACUGGUUUCUUUUAUAAGUAUGGCCUGUGUCGUGAAAUUCACCUUGAUGCAGGACCACAAAGUAAAUGCAAGGAGUUCCAUCAAUUUCUAAGUAAGUUGGGAAUAGAAUUAAUAGUGUCACCAAGCAAUGCUCAUUUCUCCAGUGGGAGAGUGGAGAGUCAGGUGAAAAGGGUCGUGGCAGCCCUACGGUUUCUAAUAGAUAAUAAGAAAACUAGGCUAGGAAAUUGGGAGAAAUAUAUUCCAUUGGUGCAGUUUCAUCUAAAUAACGCACCUCAACUGGCAACAAAUCUUUCAGCAAAUGAAGUGGUGUUCGGGCAACAACUGUUGGAGCCAGCCACUUUGAAGACAGUGUUACCACAAUCACAAACACUGCAACAGAGAAUAAAUUUGCUAGAACUAAUUAGGAGGAAAGCAACUGACGCAAAAAGAUUAGCUCAGAUGACAUACAAAAGCAAAUAUGAUAAAGGGAGAAAAGACAUAGCUUUUGAGAAAAACCAGCCUGUAUUUGUGAGAAUUGAGAGCAAGGCAAGUAAAACAAACCCACUAAAAUUCCAACCUAAAUUCAAAAUAGGUGUUAUCAGUAAAAAGAUUUCAAAUCUAGUGUACGUUGUGGCGUUCAGGGAGAAGACUGGUAGGUUGUGGAAAAGAUUGACUCAUGUCAGUCAUUUAAAAAUUAAGGUAAGCAGACCCAAAGAGUUAGUAAGUGGUAAAAACGAGAUUUUCUGUAUUUUUUCCUCUGAUGGAACAAUCCCAUUGUUCCCGUUGUAAGGCUUUUACUAGCUAAAACAAUAACUUUCUUACUAGGGUAUUUUUUUUUCUUUCUCAACAAGGAUCUUUUCGGAUGAAACUAUCCCUGUUAAUAGAGUGCAUUGAGAAAAAUAACAAGAAUAUAUGAGUGGACUAAAGGAUAAAUAAUAAAAAUAUACACGGAGAGAGUCAAAAUUUAAAAAGAACGUUUUGAAAAUAGACUGGACUUCCUAACUGUAAUUUUAAUGCUAGAGAAUAAAGACUGAUGCGCAAUUAGUUAAGUUUAGGGUAAAGUAGGGGAGUUUUGAUGUCCAAUUUAAACUUUUAUUGCGUUCUUUGUUGACAUGUGUAGGCCUAUGCAUUUUACAUGUAAAUGUUUUUUUUUCCCCAUUGAGUGAAGUCCGCUAUUAUAAUAAAAACAUGAAAAAGAUUAAUGAGAGUUAUGAGUAAUGAGAGUCAUACAUAAGAAAGUAUUGCAGCUAGUAGAAGGAUAUUUAAUUUUUUUUUAGAGUAACAGCCACAAAUUCAAACACACAAAAAUAAAAGCAAAAACAACAAUCACUCUUAAAAGUACACAACAAAGGUUACAGUAGUAAAUAUACUGACAUGAAUUGCGCGGGGCGUGCAAAUUGUGUGCGUCGGGGAAAAUGCCUUGAUAAUUAUUGAUCCUGUUUUGUUUGAAAAACCAGACUGAUUCGUUUUUUUUUAUUCUGUUGAUGUGCUUCACUGUUGUUCUUCUGUGUGAGAUGACAGCGUUUCCUAAAUCUUCUCUGAUUUCAGAAUC
This is a messenger RNA of Thrips palmi, 5959 nucleotides long. RefSeq lists its product as uncharacterized. The transcript is spliced from 5 exons. The record is from RefSeq and is a predicted model, not a curated record. Gene Ontology annotation, molecular function: nucleic acid binding. Lineage: Eukaryota; Metazoa; Arthropoda; Insecta; Thysanoptera; Thripidae. Bases 1 to 5196 code for a protein of 1731 amino acids. Gene Ontology annotation, biological process: DNA integration.